Molecule: messenger RNA, 4783 nt
Organism: Oncorhynchus mykiss (rainbow trout)
Lineage: Eukaryota; Metazoa; Chordata; Actinopteri; Salmoniformes; Salmonidae
Product: integrin alpha-9
Biological process (GO): cell-cell adhesion; cell-matrix adhesion; cell adhesion mediated by integrin
Cellular component (GO): integrin complex; external side of plasma membrane
Molecular function (GO): integrin binding
Source: RefSeq, a predicted model, not a curated record
AUUUUGUGAAAUGUGACGCUUGAGCCGCGAACCCAUUGAUAAAUUCGCCUUCUGCCAUGACCGCACGUAUCACUACCGCAAGCAACUCCGUGCUGGAGACAGACACCAGUUCUUCAGAUUCACAGUCUGCAGAGCAGCUGACGAGAUCGUCACUUUUCAACGGACCGUUAUUUUUUAUUCUCGAUCCACUACCCCUGUCGUUUUCCCGUGUUCAUAGUGCUAGACUUCAGAAAGUACUCAGAACUGUUGGUUUUUGUAACUUUUUCUGUAGCACUGAAACCUUGAAGGGCUUUGUUUUGUUUUAUAUACUUCUCCCAUAGUGUUGUUCCUCUCAAGGAUGCGCCAAAGGAUGGGUCAUGUUCUGAAUCAGAAGAGGAGCCUUUUGGAUGUUCUCUGCGUGUAUUUGUCUGUUUCUGUAGUUCACUCCUACAACAUUGACUUAAAACAUGCUGUUGUGUUCCGUGGACCUGACUCGAGUUUCUUUGGAUACUCUGUUCUGGAGCACUAUCACGACAAUACGCGCUGGGUUCUGGUAGGGGCUCCCAAGGCCAACUCUUCCUACAGCAGCUCACUUCACACCCCGGGAGCCGUGUUCAAGUGCCGUGUCCACAGCAACCCAGAGAGACGCUGCACGGAGAUGAACCUGGGCCGAGGGAAUAAGCCCCGGGAGUCUUGUGGGAAGACAUGCCAGGGAGACAGGGAUGAUGAGUGGAUGGGGGUCAGCCUCGCCCGGCAGGACAAACCCAAUGGCAAAAUACUGGCCUGUGCCCACCGUUGGAAGAAUGUCUUCUAUGACUCUGAGCUCAUCCUUCCCCAUGGUUACUGUUCCAUCAUCCCUCCUACGCUACAGGGCCGGACCCAAGCCCUCAUCCCCUGCUACGAAGACUAUAAGCAGAAGUAUGGGGAAGAGCACGGCUCGUGCCAAGCGGGGAUAGCAGGCGUUUUUACUGAGGAGCUGGUGGUGAUGGGAGCUCCAGGAUCAUACUACUGGACAGGAACAGUUAAGGUCUACAACCUGACCUCCAACACCUUCUACAACCCCAACAAAGAAGACAUUGACUCACACAGAUACAGUUAUCUAGGCUAUGCCGUGACUACUGGACACUUCUCCUCUCCUAACAUCAUAGAUGUGGCUGCAGGAGCUCCACAACACAGUGGAGGGGGGAAAGUUUACAUUUUCAGAAUCAAUGGAGUGUCUUUGGUGAAGAUCUUUCAAGCCUCGGGGACAAUGAUGGGCUCUUACUUUGGCUCCUCAUUAUGUGGAGUUGACCUGAACAGGGACGGCCUUUCGGACCUGCUGGUUGGAGCGCCCAUGCACAGCACGCUACGGGACGAGGGACAGGUCUCUGUCUACCUCAGCAAAGGCAACGGUGUGAUGGAGGAAGUAGGACUCUUAAAUGGUGAUAAUGCCUACAGUGCACACUUUGGAGAGUGCAUCACUGCAAUCGGAGACAUUGAUGACGAUGGGUACCAAGAUGUGGCCAUAGGAGCACCCAAAGAAGAUGACUACGGUGGAGCGGUUUACAUUUACCAUGGUGAUGCCACAGGAAUCGUCACCAAAUAUUCUAUGAGAGUGUCUGGACAGAGCAUUAACCCCACCCUCCAGAUGUUCGGCCAAUCAAUCUCUGGCAAUGUGGACAUGGACAGCAAUGGAUAUCCAGAUAUUACCAUUGGUGCUUUUAUGGCUGAUAGCGUGGUGUUAUUGAGGUCCCGGCCGGUGAUCACUGUGGACGUGUCUAUCUACCUGCCUGUCUCCAUCAACAUCUCUGUGCCUCAGUGUCACGAGGGACCACAACACCUCAACUGUUUCAACGCAAGAGUCUGCCUGCUCUUCAGAGGAAAACACCUGCCAGGACAGAUAGAGUUGUUGUAUAACCUGACAGCUGAUGUGGAGAAGAGGCAGAGGAGCCAGUCUUCCAGAGUUUACUUUAUUCAGAACGGAGCCCAGAUCAGCUUAAUGAGCAACGAGCUCAGUCUGGACAUCAACAGAGAGGAUUGCCAACAGUACACUGCAUAUGUUAAGAAGGACGUGAAAGACGUAUUCACAGCCAUCACCUUUGAGGUGGCCUACACCCUGGGGAAGCAUGUGGUGAACGGUCACCUGGACAAAGACCUGCCUGCUCUUACACCUGUACUGCGCUGGAGGAAAGGAGACAAGAUGGCAGCAAAGAAUGAGACAUGGUUCGAGAGGAACUGCCUGUCUGAUGACUGUGCUGCUGACCUGAGACUCCAUGGGAAACUACUGCUUUCUGGGCUCCACGUGCGGUCCCAUCUGGCCCUAGGAGGAGUGAGGAAUGUCUCUCUGAACGUGACCAUCUCCAAUGCAGGGGACGAUGCCUACGACACCAACAUCUACUUCAACUUCUCCAGAGAUGUCUUCUAUAUCAACUACUGGCAGAAGGAAGAGAAGGGUAUUUCCUGUGGUCUUGUUGAUUUAGACUUCCUCCAAUGCAGCGUGGGGUUUCCCUUCAUGAGAGUAAAGACUAAGUAUCAUCUUGCAGUGAUCUUCGACACAAGUCGGCUUUCAGGGGAAAAUGAGACAUUGCAGUUUUUAGUUCAUGCAAAAAGUGCCAACCCUGAGCAUAGGCUGUUGGACAACAAGUUGGAUCUGUCUAUCCCACUGGUCCAUGAGGUGGACACAGCUAUCACUGGUUUAGUGACUCCAACAUCCUUUCUGUAUGGGAACUCCAUCGUUGCCUCUCGCUUCAUCCAGCUGGAGGACAUGGAGUGUAACUUCCAGCCUUUAAACUUCACCUUUCAGGUGAUCAACAACGGCCCCAGCAGGUUACCUGGCUCCAUAGUGGACAUCAGGAUCCCAAACCGACUGGCUGGCAAUGGGGCCGACAUGUUCCACAUCAUGGACAUACAGGUGGCGGAGGGGCAAGGGAACUGCACCCCUCAUAGGAACCCCCAGCCCUGUUCCAUCUCCCAGGACAGAGAGAGUAUCUUCCACACCAUCUUUGCCUUCUUCACCAAGUCUGGACGCAGGGUCCUGGACUGUGACCGGCCAGGGAGAGCAUGUUUAACCAUCUCAUGUACUCUGGGCUCCCAGUCCAAAGAGGAAGUUGUCAGUAUACAUGUGAAACUUCUACUAAACACAGAGAUACUGAAGAGGGACAGCUCAUCGCUGAUCCAGUUCGUGACUAGGGGUAAUGUGAGAGUGGACGGGAGGGCCAUAGAGGUACCGCAGGGGCUAUCAGAAGACACUUCACUGGUGUUCGAGGCGCUCCACAGCCAGGAGCCAAGAGGAUAUGUUGUUGGUUGGAUCAUUGCCAUCAGCCUGCUGGUGGGAAUACUCAUCUUCCUACUGCUGGCUGUGCUGCUCUGGAAGAUGGGUUUCUUCCGCCGGCGCUACCGGGAGAUCAUCGAGGCCGAGAAAAACAGGAAGGACAGAGCUGACGAGAGCUGGGAUUGGGUGGAAAAGAACCACUGAGGGAAAGAGAAGACAAUGAGAGCACAGGGUGUGGGGAUUGGGUCAAUGGAGGAUCCAAUGACCCAGCCAGCCAAUCAGGAAUAAGGGCCCUUCAAUCUUCCAUAUCUGGAAGAGAAAUAAAUGGUCUCUGGAUUUUUUGGAGGGAGACUUUUUUUUGUGCGUGGGAGACUGGGGAUCGAGGGAACUAACAGGCAGAAAUCUGAGGUGGAGGUUGGUGUCGCUCGCUCGGGUCAGAUUCAUUAAGACCCUAAUUCAGUGCAACGGAAAUUGGAAAUGAGUGUUUCUUAUUGAACAAACCCAAGGAUUACAUUCCUGUUUGUCUGUUUUCUUUUGUUUGAUGUCAAAUUAAUACAACACUCGCAAUAGAAUUCAAUUAGUCCCUAUGGAGGAAACUCCCUGCCAACGGAAAUAAACAAAAUUGAACUGUUAAAGAAACAACUGGCCUGUUCAGGAUGCUGUAAUGUUCCAGAACAUUCAGAUGUAAAUAUAUUGUGCAGAACGGACAUGAUGCGUUAGCUCUAAACAUUCUAUUUCUAUCUGCAAUGUUCUGAGUGUUUCACAUCACUGAAUACACCCAAGGAGAUAGACGUCCUUGGACAGGAUGUGGCAAUGACGCGGAUAUUAUCGGAUGGGACAACAAAAACCCUCAGGGCUCUGUUUUAAUAGUAGUGAACAUUUAUUUUUAUACAUAUUAUAGCCAUAUUGUAUUAAAUUGGGGCUUUGUGAAAUGGUUGGUUCGAGUUUUUGAAGUCUAAUGUAAGAAUAUCUAUGUUUUUUUUUAAAGCACUGAUGUCCGAGUUUAUGCUAUAUUUCAGCGUCGUUCCUUUAGUUUCCAGGGCAAAGAUACAGCAUGUUAUGUUUAGUAAAUUAGUCCAUUUGUAUAUUAUCCAGUAUCGUGAGACGUGGAUUUUCUGGAGUGUGAAAGAUUGUGUCUUUUUAACUCUGUACUGUUUCCUGCUCACAAAUAUCUCUUUAAUAUCUCACACAUCUCCCUCUCCUUUCGAUAGAUAGCUAUAUGGGCAACCAGCCAAGCAAGUCCUAUGAAGGCCCACAGAAAUACAAUUACAGGAGCAGACAUUCCCAUUCAAGUCAAAAUUAUAUUUCUGUGUGUAGACCUUCCAUUCACCAUAAACAGAGAUAUAAUUUUUGUCACACAUCGAAGUUGUCCCUAUCAUGAAGAAAUGCUGAUAACCAAUCAAAAGAGCUCUAUGAAAUGUUUAAUUGAUUAUACAGUGCAUUCGGAAAGUGUUCAGACCUCUUGACUUUUUCCACAUUUUGUUACAUUUACAGCCUUAUUCUAAAAUUGAUUAAAUAAAAUCUUCAGCAAUCUACACACAAUACCCCAUAAUG